Pangasianodon hypophthalmus (striped catfish) is the source of this 2148-nucleotide messenger RNA. It is a transcript of the gene soul2, whose product is annotated as heme-binding protein soul2. The coding region runs from base 140 to 745 and encodes 201 amino acids. NCBI's taxonomy places the organism in Eukaryota, Metazoa, Chordata, Actinopteri, Siluriformes, Pangasiidae. The transcript has 5 exons. Gene Ontology annotation, cellular component: cytoplasm. The record is from RefSeq and is a predicted model, not a curated record.
GGUUUGGGACGCAGCUUGUCUCCGCCUUCUCUUCUCUCGUCAGCUUUUCUUCCCUCUGGGCGAGGAGGUGUGUUAUUGGCAGUCGCAGGUUAGACCACAGAAGCUGUCAGCAUUGUCAAACUUCUGGCCAUCUGGGGGAAUGAAGAUCACAAUGAAUUUACAGUUUUGCCUUCUUUUUAUGGCUUCUCUCUCUCUUGGAGGAUGUUGGGAAGCACCUUGGUUUUGUCAUGGUCAUGAAUGUCCAGUUUACACUGUUGUAAAUACAUAUGAGGGUUUUGAGGAGCGUCGGUAUAAUGCCAGUCAGUGGAUUACUACAGAUAUUCCAAGCACCAGAGAGAAAGACAUCCAAGAUGGCUUUUGGAAACUCUAUUACUUCAUGCAAGGGAAAAAUAAGGAAGGAAAGGAGAUUGCCAUGACCAGGCCAGUAGUGGUGUCAGUUAGUGAGGCAGUUGAGAACGGGGGUAGGCAAGUGUCGAUCUCCUUCUUCAUCAACGCAGACAUUGUCCUCCCUAAACCUAAUGAUGAGACCAUCAAAAAUAAAGACCUACCUGCUGCAACAGUGUACGUUAGGGUAUUUGACGGAAUUGCGUCUGAGGCUGAUGCUAUUGAGAAUGUGGAGAAGCUGAAGGAGUACUUGCAGGCUGCGGGGAAACCAUUUGAUAGCACAAGGUUUGAGGCAGCUGGAUAUGAUGCUCCAUGGGACCUAAUCAACAGACACAAUGAAGUGUGGAUCUAUGCGGUCUGAGUACUAGCUACAGAUGUUACUACAGAGUAACAGCUAUGAAUCACAGAUAUCACAUCACUGUUACAACUAAACAAUCUCUCUUUCUGAAUGUAGCUUUUAUUCCUAUGUGCAAUAGCUUCUUUAACUUAAAAAUACUUAAAAAUACUUAAAAAUCAUUUAGGCAAAGACUUGUAUAAGUAAUAUUUGUGGAUGAUUUUUUUUUAAUCACUGCUGCCAAAGUGUUUCCUUAAAGUUAAGAUGUAAACAAAGGUGUUUGUACUCUUUUUUUAAAUAGCACACAUUAACUUACAUAAUGAGCCAUAUGUUUUUUAACUAAUGUGCACACAGUUGUUUAACUACUAAGUCAUUUAUAUACAUUAUUUAUAUAAAUUAUGUAUAUAUUGAGCUGUAUAAACAAUAAGUUAUUUCACUUCAGGUACUUCACAUCAGUCAUAAAAUCAGAGGGUUAUGUGUUAUAGCCUAUACUGACUAAAACUCUUAUGAAAGUUCUUAUGAAGUGAUAAUUCCUCACUUAGGAUUAAUUAGUGCCAGAGGUUUCUGCAUGGGACCAGCAGAUCCUGUAGGGCCUGUUCAGCUUGACAGUCAAAAGUCUGUUCCUACAGUGGCCCAGUCAUUAAAGAUUUUAAGCUUGUCCUAAAGAAAACCUUUUAAAACCCUUAGUAUUAUUAUUAUUAUUAUUAUUUUUGAGGAUGUAUGUUGAUACACUGAAGGGUAAAAUAAGCAGUUGAAUUUUCUGUUGUAUUUAAAGCUGUAUAAUCAAUCAAUAUGCCUAAUGGACAGAGAGUCGGACUUGCAACCCGAAGGUGAACCUGAAGGUUGUGGGUUCGAGUCUCGGGUCCGGCAGGGAUUGUAGGUGGGGGGAGUGAAUGACCAGCGCUCUCUUCCACCCUCAAUACCAAGACUGAGGUGAGACCCUUGAGCAAGGCACCGAACCCCCAACUGCUCCCCUGGCGCCGCAGCAAAAAAAAGGCUGCCCACUGCUCCGGGUGUGUGUUCACGGUGUGUGUGUGUGUGUGUGUGUGUGAUCACUACUGUGUGUGUGCACUUGGAUGGGUUAAAUGCAGAGCACAAAUUCCUAGUAUGGGUCACCAUACUUGGCCACACUUCACUUCACUUCACUUCAAUCAUGAGGCUAUACUAGCUAUGCUGCUUGACAUUUUUGAAAUGUGCUGCAUUUACAUAUGAUUUGGACUGUAUCCUAUCAAAUAUAUUCUCUGACCACUUAAGAAUUAUAUAAAUAAAUAUUUUUACAGUAAAGACCAAUUUAUUGAAUCACAAUAUCUGAGUUUUUUUUAAAGCUACCCCUCUUGUUUUUCGUUUUACUAUCUAUUUUGAAGUGGACAUAUUUUAUGAAACGGGCAGAAAAUAUAGACACAUAAAUUAUUAAGCACGUUUGCCUCGCA